UUUUUCCACACAGGUAAGAAAUAUGUGCCCCGGGCUGUCUUGGUGGACCUGGAGCCUGGGACCAUGGACAGCAUCCGAUCUAGCAAACUUGGAGCCCUCUUCCAGCCCGACAGUUUUGUCCACAGUAACUCCGGGGCCGGCAACAACUGGGCCAAGGGCCACUACACCGAGGGGGCCGAGCUGAUCGAGAGCGUGAUGGACGUGGUCAGGGGCGAGAGCGAGGGCUGCGACUGCCUGCAGGGCUUUCAGAUCGUGCACUCGCUGGGCGGGGGCACCGGCUCGGGCAUGGGCACGCUGCUCAUGAACAAGAUCCGGGAGGAGUACCCCGACCGCAUCCUCAACUCCUUCAGCGUCAUGCCCUCGCCCAAAGUCUCGGACACCGUGGUGGAGCCCUACAACGCCGUGCUGUCCAUCCACCAGCUCCUGGAGAACACCGACGCCUGCUUCUGCAUCGACAACGAGGCCCUCUACGACAUCUGCUUCCGCACCCUGAAGCUGACCACGCCCACCUACGGGGACCUCAACCACCUGGUGUCCCUGACCAUGAGCGGCAUCACCACGUCGCUGCGCUUCCCGGGCCAGCUCAACGCCGACCUGCGCAAGCUGGCGGUGAACAUGGUGCCCUUCCCGCGCCUGCACUUCUUCAUGCCCGGCUUCGCGCCGCUCACCGCCCGCGGCAGCCAGCAGUACCGCGCCCUGUCGGUGGCCGAGCUCACCCAGCAGAUGUUCGAUGCCCGCAACAUCAUGGCAGCCUGCGACCCCCGCCGGGGCCGCUACCUGACGGUGGCCUGCAUCUUCCGGGGCAAGAUGUCCACCAAGGAGGUGGACGACCAGCUGCUGACCGUGCAGACCAGGAACAGAAGCUGCUUUGUGGAGUGGAUCCCCCACAACGUCAAGGUCGCCGUCUGCGACAUCCCGCCCCCGGGGCUCAACAUGGCUGCCACCUUUCUAGGCAACAACACGGCCAUCCAGGAGCUCUUCAGCAGGGUUUCCGAGCACUUCUCGGCCAUGUUCCGAAGGAAGGCGUUUGUGCACUGGUACACGAGCGAGGGGAUGGACGUGCAGGAGUUUGGAGAGGCCGAGAGGAAUAUCCAUGACCUGGUGUCCGAGUACCAACAGAUUCAAGAUGCCAAGGUGGCUCUGGAGGAAGGCGGAGAGGUCGCGGAGUGGGAGGAGGCCGAGCCAGAAGACCAGCGACGUUAACGGGAGAGAAGCUGCAGGGCAGAUGCCAUCAGCUGGAGGGAGGGCACAGCCACUUCCGGAAGAGUUUCUCUUAAGAUGAGGGUUUUUCCUCCAGCAUCCGCAGCCUAUUCUGCACUGCAGACACCACUCUCUGCUUGGAGACAGGAGGGCUGGGGCGGGGUGGGGGGAGAGCUGAUAGGCCUGGGGUCUUCUGCUGACAUGUAGUCACCUUGAAGGGCUUGAUUGCCAGUGCACACUCUGUUAACUUUUCUUUUUUAGCCAAGUGAAUUGAUCGUGAAGUGCUCCCUUUAUUAAAAUAAAAAAAAAAAAAUGUCUUGGGUAUUCAGUGUUUGCAUAGGAGGGUGCCAGGCAUCGGACUAUCCGUGUGGAUUUGCGGGGAGCCACACUGCAGUUGACAUUGAUUUUUAACUCUUUAGCGCACUUAAUACACCCUGGAAUCCUGGCCUGGCACUCGGGGUGGCUGAGACCCUUGCCUUUGGCCCUCUCUUCUCCCCGAACACCACCCAGCCUCCUAUCUCUUGUGCUUGCUGGCCUCCGAAAAAGCCAGGUGACUAAUGAGUAGAUGGGGACCUGUGACUAACCUGCACGUGAGCCCACAGGUACUAGUAAAAUGUGGAAACCCUGUGGAGACCUCAGCACAUUCAGGGGACAAAGCAGCUGUCCUCGCCAUAAAAACACCUGGUCGCAAAAGAAAAAGCAAACAGAGAAAAGCAAAGCUAAAGAAGCACCGUGCUCUGAUCUUGAUUUCUGAAGAGUCAAGCUUUUAACAUAUGUAUUUGUGUAUUUUAAGUUUCUGAUCAGUGCUGGAAUCCAUUAAUGAUGGUCUUUGCCUUUCCUUUUACAGGCUCUGUUGAAAUGCCCUUUGCAUUCUCAUUCUGCCGUCACCCCCGAAAAUGCUCAGCAGCCUCUUUGCUCUUUGAGAAGGGGCACCCGGCUGCACUUGGCAAACAUUCACAAGUAGGAAUUCAGCAGCGGCGGCUGCAGUGUCCUUCCCAGGGAUGGAGGACGUGGUCUCAUUAGGGAACUUCUGCAGUUCAAAUUAAUUUGCAGAAGUUGCCAUGAAUGUUUGCACGAUGACACAGCUUUAGCCAUUACACGGUUUUAAUCUGCACACAUUACAACAGGACCAAAUACACAAGAGCAUAAUCAAAUCAUCCAUAACUUCCUAAUUACAGUUUACCUAGUUUUGACGCACAGCACUGCCAUGCCUUGCAGGUGCCCUAAGGGUUUUAACAGCCUUUUAGAAUUGCCACUAAGCUCUAUGAUUCCCUCCGUGGUAGCCAGUAACGGGGAGAGGGGAUGUAAAAAUAUGUGCGUGUGGGCACCUGGCUUCUCGUGUCCCGAUCUGCGUCUGGAAUCUGCAACAAUAAAGUGGCUGGACGCCACCUGGCCAUGCUGAGAGAUCUUGCUCUUCACGUGUGCAUCUCAAGGGAAUAGCUGGAACGCACACGGAGAGAUGAAGCCUUGCCCUCAGCAGCGCCGACAAGCCUCCUAUACACAAAAUUAACAACAAACAGAAAAAGCGAAACCCAUUGUUUUAAACACUUUCUACAAAGAAAAUAACAAGCAAAACCCAUUGUUUCAAACACUUUCUACAAAAAACAAGCAAAACUCAUUGUUUCCAACACUUUCUACUUGUGUUUCAACAGGCGCUAAACACAAAAGCAGAUUUAAUAAGAAACUGCAGCUAUCCGCUCUUGAAGUUCAUAGGUACCUUAGAGUCUGGUUUACAACCUGGGAUUAUAUAAGGACGUAGACACAUGCUUCCUUUAGCACUUUCUUUCUCAAAUCUAAACAAGCAAUUAAAUAGAUGCAAGGGAAGAUGUAGAAUUAACUCUUUAAAAAAAAAAACUGAUUUAUAUG
This is a messenger RNA of Trichechus manatus latirostris (Florida manatee), 3066 nucleotides long. RefSeq names its product tubulin beta 1 class VI (gene TUBB1). The record is from RefSeq and is a predicted model, not a curated record. Gene Ontology annotation, cellular component: microtubule; cytoplasm. The transcript has 2 exons. Lineage: Eukaryota; Metazoa; Chordata; Mammalia; Sirenia; Trichechidae. Gene Ontology annotation, biological process: mitotic cell cycle; microtubule cytoskeleton organization. Gene Ontology annotation, molecular function: structural constituent of cytoskeleton; GTPase activity; GTP binding. Bases 64 to 1203 code for a protein of 379 amino acids.